AUGAGGAGGUCCCUGGAUCCAAUAAGGAACGACCGACCUGCCAGUGUCCUUGGUAAUACGGAGCGAACGAUUUACGAGGCCCUCUGCAGGAACGAAGUGCCCGUGAGCCCAAAGGAGAUCUCAAAGCUCUACUGUUACUACAAGCGGGACAGGCCAUUUUUGGUGUACGCACCGAUCAAAGUCGAAAUCAAGCGAUUCAACCCGUUGGCGGUACUCUUCAAAGACGUGGUAAGCGAUGAUGAAAUUGAGAAGAUCCAGGAACUGGCCAAGCCAAAGCUGGCCCGUGCCACUGUUCACGAUGCUGCAACGGGCACCCUCGUUACCGCUACCUACAGAAUCAGUAAGAGUGCAUGGUUGAAAGGAUGGGAAGAUGAAGUCGUGGAUCGAGUAAACAAGCGUAUCGAUAUGAUGACCAACCUCGAAAUGGAGACCGCUGAAGAACUUCAGAUUGCCAACUACGGUAUCGGUGGUCAUUAUGAUCCUCACUUUGAUCACGCAAGAAAGGAAGAGACCAAGUCGUUCGACUCAUUGGGCACUGGUAACAGAAUCGCAACUGUGCUGUUCUAUAUGUCACAGCCUGUUCAUGGUGGUGGUACGGUCUUCACUGAUGUCAAAUCGACCGUGAUGCCAACAAAGAAUGAUGCACUGUUCUGGUACAACCUUUACAAACACGGAGAUGGUGAUUCAAGGACACGCCAUGCAGCUUGCCCAGUUCUUGUCGGAGUGAAAUGGGUCUCAAACAAAUGGAUUCACGAGCGAGGGAACGAGUUCCGUCGUCGAUGCGGCAUAAAAAUGUCGGACUACGAACGAUUCGUCGGAGAUCUUGGUUUCGGUCCAGAGCCAAGAGUUGCUCCGAAUCUCAGUCCGAUCCUAUCUAAGGACAUAUUCAACACUAUCUAA
Haemonchus placei is the source of this 900-nucleotide messenger RNA. The record is from the annotation of a GenBank genome assembly. Lineage: Eukaryota; Metazoa; Nematoda; Chromadorea; Rhabditida; Trichostrongylidae.